CGACAGAAGGCUGCUGCUGCUAUGCUGAUCCGUGCUCCACCCGAAUCAUUCUGCAGGCGAUGCAAUCUUCGCACGUCCGAGCGCAUCGUGACGCAGCCUGGCAGCGCCGCGCGUACCGCAGGCGGCAGCGCUCUCCUGCCGCUGCUGGGCCACGCCUGCGUCCCAGCCACGACGGUGCUGCUGCGGCAAAGCGGAUCUGGAACGGCACCGGGCGAGCCCGCUCGGAUGUGGAUGCUCGGGCGCGUCUUCGCGUGCGGCGGCACUUGAGCGGUGCACGCGAGAUGCCCAAGCGGCAGGGUCCGACCGACGUCCAUCGUCGCGCGAUGCUGCCGCCGCCGCCCGCUGCUCCUGCGCUGCUGCUGCUGUCCGCGUCGUGCCUCGUGUGCGCUGCUGCAGAGAAGCGCCACCCCACGGAACGCAAGGGUGCAGCAGACAGGCAGCGCCUGCAGACCACAUCGGCGCAGCGCAGCAUCAGCAUCGCCGCCUGCGGCUGCAUCUGCGGCUGGCAGGCUGCUGCGGCAAGCAGGCUGCGUCUCGCGAGACAGGCGUGAGAGGCGAGCCGUCGCAUUAAGCUGCAAGCGAGCGGCGGCGGGCGCAGCAGCAGGAUCGGCGGGGCGUUGACGGGCGUAGUGCGCUAGGAAGGUCGGCGGCCGAGCGAAGGGUCGCCCACGUCGCUCGCGAGGUGCCGCAGCAUGGAGCGUCGGCG
Tilletiopsis washingtonensis is the source of this 706-nucleotide messenger RNA. RefSeq lists its product as hypothetical. The record is from RefSeq and is a predicted model, not a curated record. NCBI's taxonomy places the organism in Eukaryota, Fungi, Basidiomycota, Exobasidiomycetes, Entylomatales. The coding region runs from base 60 to 551 and encodes 163 amino acids. The transcript has 2 exons.